Macadamia integrifolia is the source of this 962-nucleotide messenger RNA. RefSeq names its product ubiquitin-conjugating enzyme E2 4-like. Gene Ontology annotation, cellular component: nucleus. Gene Ontology annotation, biological process: protein polyubiquitination; ubiquitin-dependent protein catabolic process. The record is from RefSeq and is a predicted model, not a curated record. The coding region runs from base 311 to 856 and encodes 181 amino acids. The transcript is spliced from 7 exons. Lineage: Eukaryota; Viridiplantae; Streptophyta; Magnoliopsida; Proteales; Proteaceae. Gene Ontology annotation, molecular function: ubiquitin conjugating enzyme activity.
CACUACGUUUUCUUUCUUGUGGGGAUAUACUUUCCUUUCCUAUCCUUUUUAUCAUCUCUUUCUUUCUGCAACGCAGCACCUUUGCCUCCAAUCAUAUUAAGAAACCAUUCGUUGGACUUUCUUCUUCUCUUGUACAAAGUUUCCAUUAAAAGCUUCGAAUCUUCCACCACCUGGUGUUUCUCUGGCAUCAAUUCCUAUUCUCCAGGUCCGGGUUGCAGGAAACAGUUGGGACCAUAGAGAAUUAGAGAUUCAAAGCUCGUGAACUUAUUAAAGAAAAUCUGAAGGGAAAGGGAGGAGAGAAAUUAAGAAGAUGUCUUCUCCAAGCAAGAGAAGAGAUAUGGAUGUCAUGAAACUGAUGAUGACAGAUUAUAAGGUGGAGACGAUUCAAGACUCAGUGAGCGAGUUCUUUGUUGAGUUCAAGGGUCCCGCCAACAGUUUGUACAGCGGAGGAGUUUGGAGUGUAAGAGUUUUGCUUCCAGAUGCUUACCCUUACAAGUCUCCAUCCAUUGGCUUCGUCAAUAGUAUCUACCAUCCCAACAUUGAUGAGAAAUCUGGAUCGGUCUGUCUCGAUGUUAUCAACCAGACAUGGAGCCCUAUGUUCGAUCUUGUAAACAUUUUCGAGGUGUUUCUUCCUCAGCUAUUGCUCUACCCAAAUCCAUCUGACCCUCUAAAUGGUGAAGCAGCAGCCAUGAUGAUGAGGGAUCCUGAAGCUUAUGAGCGAAAAGUAAAAGAACACUGUGAGCGGUAUGCCAAGGCAGAUGACAUCCAAGGUCAGCAAGAAGCAAGUGAUGAUGAUGAUGAUGAUGAUGAUGUAGAUAUGAGCAGUGACGAUGAAAUGGAUGUUGAAGGCAUUUGAUUUGACUAUAACUACCUCUUUGUAAAUAAAAUUUGUAAACAAUUGUGUGAUUAACCUGCUUAGUCAAAACUUUAUAAUAUAAGAAUUUCUGUAUUCUCAACCAAAA